ACCAAAUUGGCAGCUAGAUUCAUCCAGUUAAUUUAGAAUCACAAUUUCAGCUGAAAAAAACAUUGGGAAAUAUGUAUCCGGUGAAACAGCAUCCUUAGAAUGCCCUGAAACAAGGAGGUGUUUUGGGAAUUGCCAUCAGCUGCCUUUGAGUACCAGCAGUGAGGGCUGGAGCCUUAUGGCCACUGUAGGCACAGCUGGGUGAAAGGGACAGGGGCACCUGCAUUUCAGUAUCUUAUAAACAGCUUUUCAUUUGGAUGGUCAUGGCUUAAUGACAAAUGCCAGUUCAGGCAGGGAACAAAGGGUGACAUCUCGGGCAGAGGUGGUGAGUGAUGGAGCCAGGAUAAUCAUUAAACUGAGCUCCCUGUUAGCUCCUACCCCCUGCAGGGAGAGUUUUGCAAACUUGGAAGCUCCAAAAUGUCAGUUCCUGUACAAUGUAUAAAGCAUGGUAUUCAGGAGAGCUUUAGCAAGAGUUUCCUUCUGGAUUAGUGGCCUCAUGCACAUUUUGUAAUGGAAACAGUAGGAGAGUGGUCAUCUUCUCUUCUGCUUACAGACAAGGCCUUCCUAACAUUAACAUUGCUUGCCAUGACAUUGCAAGGAAUUUGUGAGCCAUUGGGGAUUCCCAGGUGAGCAUCAAGAGCAGGCAAAGGUUAAAAACCAACAUCUCCAGGGAGAAACCAAAUAAAGCAGUUCUGUAGAGGAAGUGUCACUAGGGGAGGGUGUGAGUAGUUUUCCAAGUGUCUAAAAGCUUUUCUGCCUAGAGCAAGGCAACAAAUCAGUCUCCAGAUCCAGGAGAUCAUAUUACCACAAAGAAUUAAAUCACAACUUCUUCUUUUUUUUUAACUGAAAGUAAAAUAAAAAUCUAAAUAGCAUGCCUAGGAGGGCAUCCUUAAAAAGAGACUGGGCAGACAUCUAUCAGCAGUGGUUAUGGGGUAGCUGAUCCUGCAUGGAAAUGAAUCAGAUACUUCUCCAGCCCCUUCCCAGACCAAAGUAUAAAGGUGCCUUGCAGGGCUUUGGGGAUCUGGCUCAUCCCCUCACCAUGGUAUAUUAAUGAGUACUGAGCAGACUGCAGAGUCAGGGGUGUGAAAUGCUUCCCUACACCCCGUGGAUCUGUGAGCUCUAAACAUUGCCUGCAGGAGCACAGGGGAUGUUCUGGUGGAAGCUGGAGUGUGGGGCAGGGAGGCUGUGGUACCUUUGCCCUGCAGAGCUGGGGCUGGCACAGCCUUUGCCCCAGAGGAAGGGGAGGGGAUGAGCACAGGCGUUAGUAGGGCAAGGGCUGUGUUGGCUCCUGACUCCAGCCAAGGCAGGGAGGAGGUUGCUGUGCCCUCUGCACUUUCAGCCAGGCCAGCAAAGCUGGAAAAAAUCUCGGUGCCAAGAGAGCAAACUUUCAAGCAGGCUGGUGCCCUUUGUCCCUCUGUCUCAAGGGCAUUGGCUGCCCCCAGCACCAGCUGGAGGCAGCCCAGCACAUUCAUGUGCCUCUGUACCCAGCCAGCAAGGCAGGCACAGCCCCGGGCUGCGAGCAAACUCUGGGCUCUUUGGGAAGCAAAGGAGGAUUUUCUUUCCAUCUGUGGCUUUCCCAUGCCCCAGAGAAGCAUCCCACCCCCAUGCAGGAGCAGUGCAGCCACAAACAGGGAGCAUGGAGCCGUGUUGGGUGCUCUCCUCCCUGUGCUGAAUGGGAGUGCUGGGCAGCUGUGGGCAUGGUGAGCCACAUGCCACGGGGCUCCCUGCCUCACCAACCGAUCCAGGACACACGGCAGCCCUGGACUUCUCAUCUGCACUGAUCUCCCUGAUUAUUGCCUUGUCCUCUGGCAUUUGUCCUCUUUCCACCACACUGUCCUGGUCUCAUCAGUGUGGCUCAUCUGUAGUCAAUAAACAAGACUUGGCAUAGCCCCACACAGGUGGUGUGGUCUUCUUUUCAAUCAGUACCACAAAUGGAUUUGUUAAUGAUGGUGAGUCCUCAGUGUGCCUCCUGUGCACUGAGGCCAUGGAAGAGCAGCAUUUUAGUGAGGGUACUGCUGGCUGGUCAAGGAGGGCAGUUGUUCCUCUACAAAGCGGAAUUUGUGAAUCCACAUUUGGGGGAACCACUUCUUGCUUUGGUUCCACCAUCACAGAGACAUCUUGAAUAGUCUGCCGGAAGAUCAGUGAGAGGGUAGGACAUUCAGGGGCACGGAACACAGACUGCACCAGCACCAAGUAGGGCACAAACUCUGCUCAGAGGUGCACAAAGCAAAUAGGAGAUGUCAGGUACAACAAAGAAAAUUCCAGCUGGACAUUAGGAAAAAAUAGUUUAACCAUUAAUAUGGUUAGCACAGGAAAUGGGCCCCAGAGAGAGGGGAAUCCUCUCACUGGAAGUUUUUAAGACUGGACAAGACUUAGAGCAGCCUGAUCUGGCUUUGAGGGUAGCCCUGCUUUGAGCAGGAGUUGAAUGAGGUGUUCUUCAGAGAUCACUUCCCAACUGAUCUUUUUGUCCAUCUACCCCAACUGUCUAAAGCUUUCCUAAUGUAGUGUCUGCCCUUGACCCUCAGCUAAAGCCUCCUCACCAAAAGCCUCAUGAAUCAUUUUAGAAAUUGCAGACCUGGCCAAACCAGAUGCUUCAAGCAGAAUAUGUCCCCCACAUCUGCCUUCUGCUCCUUGUGCCCAGUGAACUCUCCUGAGGAGAAGCCAUGUUCUUGGUCUGUUAGAUUUCCCAGCAGGAUCAUACCCUGGUCCAUGAGGAGGCAUAGCAGGGCUUACAGAGAUACAAGAAGGUUUUAAUCUCUUAGAAAACCCUGACUCUUCACCUUCUCCCUGUCUGCUCAGGGACCACCUGAGCACCACCUGCUCUUUCGAGGUGGUGAGGUCCCAGGGCAGCUUCCUCUCAUCUUCUGUGGCAGUGUGGUGUUAGACCCUGGAACGUUUCAGACGUGCUGCGGCUUCUGGGCUCUGCAGGGAGGGCGGCAAAGGGGAUUUUCUGCCGUCAUCUGUUCCCAAUUACGGUGGUUUCAGGGAGCUCCUUGGCCCGUUUCCACCACAAUCCCUCAGCUCCCGAGCCCACGCAACUGGGAGGUGGGGCCUCGUGGUGGUGGUAGUGGCCAGAGCACGGUGCAUCACCCUCACAGGACCAGGGUGAAGGGACAGUGCAGACACCACUCUCUGCUCCUGCUCUGCUGGGGACAGGCUGGCCCUUGGUGAGUAGUCUGUGCCCACUGGCUGCUUCAGUGGGACCAGGGAGUAAGAGCAGGGAUCACCCAUUCUCUCUAGAUUUCUAGAAUUUCAUCUGCUGCUAAGAAAAAGGGGUCUGUGCUGGGGCUGAAGCUGUGUUUUCAUAAGGAUGAGUGUUGGCAUUAUGAGCAGCAGAUAUGUGCAAGGGGGAUGCUGAACUCAGCUGGACAUCUCACCAUAUCCCUGUCCCCCACUCUUCUAUCUGCUCCUGUCCUGCCUUCUUACCCCUUCUCAGCCAGAGUCUGUUCUCAUGCACAUCUGUUAGCAUCCUGGUUGCUCUGAGUUUGCUUUGCCAGCAUACUUUAUCCUGCCCUUACCAUAACUUCUCCAAACCAAAUGCCUCUCAACUAAUUUUUUUUGAUCUUUGCGUGUUAAGGCACACGAGCAGGGCAGGGCUGCGUGGAGGCUUUGUUUUUACAGUUUAACUGGUAAAAAGUCAAAUGUUGGGCAAUGCCACCUCCAUUGCAGCCACGGGAGGUGUGUGUCAGCCCAGCUGCUGUGCUUGGGGGUGCAGGAGUGAGGGGGGAGCCCAAGCCCAGCCCUGCUUUCAGGCAGAGUCUGCGGUUCCCAACUUUGCUUUGCAGGUGCAUGCGCCACAAUGACGGUGAAGAAGACCCAGGCUCUGCAGGAUGGAAGUGCCAAGGAGAACGUGCUGCAGAGGGUGCUGCAGCUGCCCGUGGUGAGCUCCACGUGCCAGACGCUGCAGCGCAAGUACAGCAGCACCAAGGAGUCGCACCCGCUGAUGGCCUCGGUGUGCGAGGUGUACGAGCGCGGCGUGCAGGGCGCCGGCGCCCUGGCCAUGUGGGGCAUGGAGCCCGUGGUGCGCCGGCUGGAGCCGCAGUUCGCUGUGGCCAACAACCUGGCUUGCCGGGGCUUGGACCACCUAGAGGAGAAGAUCCCUGCUCUCCAGUACCCUGUUGACAAGCUCGCAUCUGAACUGAAGGACACCAUCUCCUGCCCCAUCCAAAGUGCCAAAAGCACUAUUGGCAGCUCCAUGGAUAAGAUCAUCGAGCUGGCGGCGGAGGGCUAUGAGGCCACCAAGAGCACGGUAGAAACGACAGCCAAGUACACAAGGAAGAACUCAGUGACCCAGAUGGCAGCUGCAGGGGUCGACACAGCCCUGGGAGGGCUGGAGAAGCUGAUGGAAUACCUGCUGCCAGAGGAGGAUGAAGAAGCAGAUAAGAAGCCCAAAAAGAAACAUCUGUCAACACCAAAGGUGUCCCAGCAGCAGCCCAGCACUACCACCACUCCCAGCACUCCCAGUGCUACCAGGGCUCCCAGUGCUCCCAGUGGUACCAGUGCUACCAGGGCUCCCAGUGUUCCCAGGGCUCCCAGUGCUCCCAGGGCGUACAGCACAACCAGCACUGCCAGCACUGCCAGCGCUCCCAGUGCUCCCAGUGCUCCCAGUGCUCCCAGUGCUCCCAGCACCCUGGGCCGGAUUGGUGCUUUGGUCAGCACUGUGUCCCACCGCGCUUACCAGCAAACCACCCAAAGCCUCCAGCGUGCCAAAACCAAAGGGCAGGAGCUGGCCUCCUGGAUCCCCAUCCUGGGAAGCCUGGCCAAGCCGAGUGCCCCUGCGGCCCCUCAGGCCCGCAGCGAUGGGCAGGGCAGCACGGGCUGGCUGACCCGGAGAGCCAGCAAGGCACCGGAGCAGAAGCAGGAGAAGGCAGGCAAGAAAGACACCAACCCCGCCAAGGCGGCACAGGACCCCGGGCUCGUGGGCAGCGUGGCUCACAACCUGCAAACCGCCUGCGCCUCGGGCAUCUCCAGCGUGAAGAAGGUCCCAGCCGUGGCCUGGGAUGCGGCAGAGGGCUUGAUCCUCUUCACCCCCCGCAGGCUGUCCAGGGCCAUGGAGACUGUGGAUGCUCUCGGGGGGACCCUCGUCAGUGCCCCUAAGCAUCUGCUGGGCACCCUGUACAGCUACGUGCCGCUCCGCAGGCAGUCGGUGAAGGAAGAAGAAGCAUCCAGAGGCACCAAGACCAAUGCAGAGAAAAAAGAGAAGAAGGAGAAGAAGGAGGAGGAGGAGGAGGAGACCAAGCCUGCUGCCCCCUCCAGUGAGGAGAAAUCCCAGCUGAGGAGUGACUGGCGGCUGUACCGCGGCCAUCACCCCCUCUCCUUCCUGGGGCUCGAGGACCCCCUCUUCCUGCGGCACAGCUACUACCGCAGCCCUGCCUUCGACCCCGACUACCCCUUCCCGCGGAAAUCCGCCUUCUCCCCCUACAACCGGCGGGUGAGCGAGGGCUCCUACCGCUUCAGCCCCGAGUCCAUGUACGGCCGGGCCUACUACGGCAACCUGUACACUCCUGUCUUCAAGAAGGACUGAGCCAGCGGGCGGGACAAGCACAUCCCAGCCCCUCUCAAACCCCCUCAGCACGCUUUGCCUGGGCCCCUGCCAGCUUCCCACACACACCCCUGUUCCAGGACGGGAGCUUAAAGUGGUAGACAGGCCAUGGGAUAGCUUGUUCUGGAGUGCAUCAAGGCCAGGAUGGGGGAAUAAAGGCAAGAAAAAGCCCUGCUGCCCGAAGGAGAAGGUAGGGGAAGGUGGGACUAGGAAGGUGAAGGAGAUGUGGAAAGAGCGGUGAGACCAGAAGGGACCAGCCAGGGCUGGCACUGGGCUAUCUUGGACCCUGCUCAGCAGACAGGGUGAACUUAGAUGGGCUACACAUUGAGAGUGAGAGGGGAGGAUGGCAAAGCUGUCAAACAUCACCAUAGCAAGCCUAUUUCCCCAUCCUUCCUCCCUCCAUCCCCCCUUGCAGGCCCCAUCGCUAGGCACAGAUGGCUCUUCCAUGGAGGGGCUGAAGACCCCCACCAACCAGCAGGAUUCAUGAGUGGGAAAGCCCUGGGCACUUCUCUCCCAGCUGGUAGUGGGAUGGAUGGUGGGGUCAGGAAAAAGAACAGGUGGAGCUCCUGGAGCCCCUCUCCCACAGGAUCACCUGGCUUCCCACAACACCUUGUUGUAUCUGCUGCAAUAAUAAACCUGCAAUAAUAAACCACCUGCCUCUCACCCCAUCUGCUCAGCUUCUUUGUGGCAGUGAGACACCAAACCAGGGGAACACAGUGGGGUGAGACCCCAGCUCAGGGCCAAGGGAGUGGGUGCAGGAAGCAU
Molecule: messenger RNA, 6304 nt
Organism: Passer domesticus (house sparrow)
Lineage: Eukaryota; Metazoa; Chordata; Aves; Passeriformes; Passeridae
Gene: PLIN1
Product: perilipin 1
Exons: 8
Coding region: 3797-5521 (574 amino acids)
Biological process (GO): lipid metabolic process
Cellular component (GO): lipid droplet
Source: RefSeq, a predicted model, not a curated record